GUCUCCAGGGUUCCUGGACUUUCCGCUCUCCACGCCAGACAGGGAAGGAAAGUCAGCCCUGGGGGUAGAGGGCAGAGGUGGGGUCAAAGUUACUUCCCUGCCACCACCCCUGUCUGUCCCGGGAGCGGCAGUCACUACAGUGUGUGUGACUUUGUAGCAGUGGGGGAGAAGAGAGAAGGGAGGUGGAGGGGCUGCAGCUGGAGUGAGGACUGUGUCUGUGUGUGCAAGCCGGGACAACAGACGGCCUGGCACACUGAAGUCAGGUGCUGGGACCCAUGGGGCCUGCUGACUUAUGGGGACACCACUGGAUGGGAAUCCUGCUCUCAGCCUCGCUUUGGACCAUAUGGAGUCCUCCAGCUGCAGCCCAGAUCACCCUUGAUGCCAACUCACUUGAUGCCACCCAAAGUGAGGAUUUUGUUCUGUCUGUGUUUGGGACCCCCAGGACACCCCAGAUUCAUGGCAGAUCCAGAGAGCUGGCCAAGCCUACUAUUGCAGCCAGCCUGGGCACUGCCAUAGAGCAGAAGGAUAUGGUGAUCUUCUACUGUAACACCGAGGACGUCAACAUUACCAUCCACUGGGUUUCCAACAACCUCUCCGUCAUGUUCCAUGAGCGCAUGCAGCUGUCCAAGGAUGGCAAGAGCCUCACCAUCCUCAUUGUUCAGCGGGAAGACUCGGGGACUUACCAAUGUGAAGCUCGAGAUGCCCUUUUGCGCCAGAGCAGCGACCCCAUCUUCCUGGAUGUGAAGUAUGGUCCUGAUCCUGUUGAAAUCAAAUUGGAGUCUGGUGUUGCCAGUGGGGAGGUGGUUGAGGUGAUGGAGGGCUCCGACGUGACCUUCUUGGCAGAAACAAAGUCUCACCCACCCUCUGCCUAUACCUGGUUUCUCCUUGACUCCAUGCUGUCUCACACCACGAGCACAUUCACUAUCCGUGCUGUGUCCAGAGAACAUGAGGGCCUGUACAAGUGCUUGGUGUCCAACAGUGACACCCACCUGUCCCGCCUGGGUACUCUGAAGGUUCAAGUCCUUGAAAAAGUGACCACGCCAAAAGUCGUGCCUUCAAGCCUGAACCUUGUGGAGAACGCCAGGUCCGUGGACCUGACCUGCCAAACCGUCAAUGAGAAUGUGAAUGUCCGGUGGUUCCUGAGUGGCCAGCCCCUCCUGCCCAGUGAGCACCUGCAGCUGUCAGCUGGCAACAGGACCCUGGUCAUCCACGGCCUCCAGCGGAAUGACACGGGGCCCUAUGCCUGUGAGGUCUGGAACUGGGGCAGCUGGGCCUUGAGUGAGCCCCUUGAGCUUACCAUCAACUAUGGUCCUGACAAAGUGAACAUCACCAGGGAGUCGGCAUCGAAGAUGGUCAGCACCAUCGAGGCAGAGCUCAACUCCAGCCUGACCCUGCAGUGUUGGGCCGAGUCCAAGCCAGGCGCUGAGUAUCGCUGGACUCUUGAACACUCCACCAGGGAGCACCUGGGAGAGCAACUAAUCAUCAGGGCUCUGACCUGGGAACACAACGGGAUCUACAACUGCACAGCCUCCAACCCUCUCACCGGCCUGGCCCGCUCUGCUUCCGUCCUGGUCAAGGUGGUAGGUCCCCAGUCCUCCUCCCUGUCCUCAGGGGCCAUCGCUGGUAUUGUCAUCGGGAUCCUGGCUGUCAUUGCUGUGGCCUCAGAACUGGGCUAUUUUCUCUACAUCAGAAAUGCCAGACGGCCCUCAAGGAAAACAACAGAGGACCCCAGUCAUGAGACCUCACAACCCACUCUGAAGGAGGAGCACCCCACAGAGCCCAGUUCCGAAAGCCUGAGUCCUGAGUAUUGCAACAUAUACCAGCUUCAGGGACGGAUCAGAGUCGAAAAGAUGCAACCACCAGACCUUCCAGAGGAGACCUAUGAGACAAAGCUGCCUUCAGCAAGCCCUGGAGGCAAUUCUUUCAGCCCCUGGAAGCCACCACCCAAACCUCUGAUGCCCCCACUCUCCACUGUGCCAAAAAACACAGAGUCAAUCUAUGAGGUGUUGGUGAUGCAGCAGUGAUCAACAUCGAUACAAUUGCUUUUCCUUAUGGAAUUGACAUUGUAGUGGUGAAGGCAGACAGUAGACCAAAUAAAUACUUAAAAU
Molecule: messenger RNA, 2108 nt
Organism: Piliocolobus tephrosceles (Ugandan red Colobus)
Lineage: Eukaryota; Metazoa; Chordata; Mammalia; Primates; Cercopithecidae
Gene: CEACAM20
Product: CEA cell adhesion molecule 20
Exons: 12
Coding region: 276-2024 (582 amino acids)
Biological process (GO): heterophilic cell-cell adhesion
Cellular component (GO): cell surface
Source: RefSeq, a predicted model, not a curated record